AAGCGAGUCCAAGAUGAAGACCAUCAUCACGUCCCAGACGGUGACCAUCCCUAAGACCAUAUCAGUGAGCGUCAAGAAGCGUGUAGUGACCAUAAGGGGUCCCAGAGGCACCCUACGUCGCUACUUCAAGGACAUGAAGCUGGACAUGAAGACACAAAAGGUGAAGAAGGGUACCGUUGUUUCUGUGGAUAAAUGGUACGGAAACCGUAAGGAGGUCGCUGCCGUGUGCACCGUUUGCAGCCACAUUGCCAACAUGGUCACCGGCGUUACUGAUGGUUUCCAGUACAAGAUGAUGCGCGCUGUGUACGCCCAUUUCCCCAUCAACUGCGUCAUCUCAAACAACAACCAGGGUGGAGGAGUUGACAGGCAGGAUGGUGGAGUGGGCUGGGAGGGUGGUGGACGCUGGGUGUGGAGGAAGAAGCCGGUGCUCGUUAAGAUGCAAUUACAACCCCAGAUGCUGCCGCUGCCACGACUGUCAUGCUGCGAUGACUUCCGCUCCCGACAUGAUGUCUUGGUCCUGGCGUGA
Homarus americanus (American lobster) is the source of this 526-nucleotide messenger RNA. Its product is annotated as 60S ribosomal protein L9-like. The transcript is spliced from 2 exons. Gene Ontology annotation, biological process: cytoplasmic translation. Bases 14 to 526 code for a protein of 170 amino acids. The record is from RefSeq and is a predicted model, not a curated record. Gene Ontology annotation, molecular function: rRNA binding; structural constituent of ribosome. Gene Ontology annotation, cellular component: cytosolic large ribosomal subunit; ribosome. NCBI's taxonomy places the organism in Eukaryota, Metazoa, Arthropoda, Malacostraca, Decapoda, Nephropidae.